CAACUCUAUAUAAAACCUCGUUUGCUGCAUAAUUAUCUCCCUCAAAGAAUCCACAACAGCAACAGCUGCUAAGACCAACAACAGUUUGAUCAGAAAAAUGGCCUACCCUUCUUCUCAAAAUUCUCAACCUGCUCUACCUCUGCACCUAUGUUUCUUCUUGUUUACCUUGUUCAUGUUCCUCGGUUUCUCAUGGUACUCAAGCUACGAGCCAAUAAUGGAGAGCUUCAUGGACCAAGUGAAGUUGGUGCUGAUGGUUUCUCCACUGCUGCUUCUGCUAGUCGUGCACUUCAUUUCCAACUAUGGAGGAGGUGGAGGGGUCUUGUCUUCACUGGUUCCUUUGCCAGAGAGAGAGUCACUGCACAGAGCAGGUGGAACUCCCUGGGGUGUUGGCUUCCUUCUUGUUCUUCUUCUCUUCAUGGUUUCUUACCAGUCUUCUUUCCAAGAACGCUGGUUUCCUCUCCUCACCAGGUGAAAACAGUCAGCUUCUUUGCUGCAUCUUCAUCAUCAUCAUCACAUAUGGACUUUCUCUGUAAUUACUGUAAUUUAGUUUCUUCUUAGUGUUUUUAAUGAAACGAGAGAUUUCACCUUUUUUGUAUUCAUUUUCUGUUUCUGUUUAAAAGGGUCAUCUGUUCUUGCAGGGAAGCUGUUUAUCAGUUUCAGUUUUUAGAAAUAGAUACUUUCUGUAUAAUUAAUCACUGAUUUGAGUACCCUCUUAAAUA
Molecule: messenger RNA, 719 nt
Organism: Vigna radiata var. radiata (mung bean)
Lineage: Eukaryota; Viridiplantae; Streptophyta; Magnoliopsida; Fabales; Fabaceae
Exons: 1
Coding region: 98-472 (124 amino acids)
Source: RefSeq, a predicted model, not a curated record